UUGUGCGGUGAAAGUGAGGGUGGUGGUUGCUGUUCUCGCACAGUUGCUGUUGCUGCUGUUGCUGUUGUGGCUGCUGUUCUCGCGCCGAUUUGGAAGGCAGCGCCGAGUGGCGUGCGGAGGGAGACCAGCGUUGGCUCGUCUGUGAGGGUGACUCAGGUGACCUGGAGCUGGAACAUGGCUCUCGUUAAGCGGGCGCCGGCGUGGCCUCUGGCCUCUGACCUUGACCUUGACUUUGAACGCCCCGACGCCCGAGUGGGACAAUUCAGGACAGAUGGACGACGUUGACAAGAAGCCGGCCGCCGCUCACCCCCCGGCGACCGUGCUGAGGGACAAGGCUCACAACAACGGGAUUUUGAAGCGAAGCUCUCGCUGGCUCACCAGCGGCGACAGCCACGACAGCGGCGCCAGCGACAGUCAUGAUGCGUCUCACAACGGGCACCACCGCAACGUGGGAUCGUCUCCACAGGGAAGUCCCCGGGGGCCGAGGCGUAGCAGCUCGUAUUAUCAGGCAAACGCUGACCCCACCGAAGACUCCGGGCUACCGUACAGAGGAAACCCGAAGAAGAUCGGAGAGAUCCUGGGGCGCACCAGCGAGUACCUGGACCAGUCGGAGCAGGACGCCUACUUUGGGGACGGCCGCGGCUUCGACUACUCCACCAUCGAGUACAAAAGCCGGAUAGCCGACCCGGCCAAGCCGCCCAACAGAGGCUGCAACUUCCACUACAUCCGCUGGAAGGUGCGCCGCACGGUGGAGCAUCUGGCGUGUCGCCUGUUCGUGCUGGUGCUCAUCCUCGUCGACAUAUCGAUAGUGAUCGUCGACUUGACCAACGAGUUCACGAGCAAGCUGGACGCGAAGCUGGCGAUCGUGAGCUUUGCGUUCUCGUGCUUUUUUCUUCUGGAGGUUUCUCUCAGGAUCUUCGGUGUGGGUCCGAAGUACUUUUUCAACUUCACAAGACACCAUGCGUGGUGGAACAUCGUGGACUUCGCGGUGGUUGUCGUCACGUUCAUCACAUCCGUCUUGGAUCUGACCGUGGAGAACAUGGCCACCGACGGCUCCAAGUUGGUGGUGUCGCUUCGCAUCAUCCGCGUGAUUCGUCUGUUCCGGAUCUGCGCGCAGCAGGAUCACCUGAAGACCGCCGCCCGGCAGAUCAUCUCGGAAAACAAGCGGAGGUAUCAGCAGGACGGAUUUGACCUUGACCUUUGCUAUGUGACAGAGCGCGUAAUCGCUACGAGCUUUCCGUCCUCCGGAAAAAUGUCCGUCUACAGGAAUCCGAUUGCGGAGGUCAGCAGAUUCUUCAACACCCAGCACAAGGACAAGUACAUGAUCUACAAUUUGUGUUCGGAAAGAUCGUACGACGUCACCUACUUCCAAGGGCACGUUCAGCGCGUUGUCAUCGACGACCACAACGUCCCAACGCUUCAGCAGAUGUUGGACUUCACAAGUUCGGUGAUCAGCUGGCUGAACGCCGACGCCGAGCACGUGGUGGCCGUGCACUGCAAGGGCGGCAAGGGGCGCACAGGCACCAUGAUCUGCGUCUACAUGGUGGAGACGGGUCUGUUCUCCACGGCAGGCGAGAGCCUCGACUACUUCGGCAGCCGCAGGACCGACCUCAACGUGGGGGAGAAGUUCCAGGGCGUGGAGACGCCCAGCCAGAGUCGCUACGUGGGCUACUACGAGUGGAUGAAGAACAACCGCCAUCACCUGCCGCCGGAGACGCCGCGGCUGCUGACGCGCAUCGUUAUCAGCGGCAUGCACACGGUCGGGAGAGGCGACGGCAGCGACUUCAGCGUCGUCGUCUCCAGCAGGACGGGCAGGCUGUUCGAAGCGAACUGCGCCCUCGGCAAGGGAUGCAUUCACGCGUACGACAAGUCGUGUGACGCGGCCACCGUCACCCUGACAGACUGCCCAGUCCUCACCGGGGACGUGCAGGUCAAGUUCAAGUGCUCCUCGCGAAACGUACCCAGGGGCUACGAAAACGUGGCGUUCUACUUCUGGUUUCACACAGGCUUCGUGUCAGAUAGCAGGCUGAUCCUGAAGAGGGAAGACCUGGAUAACCCGCACAAGCCGAACACGUGGGACGUCUACACGACCGACUUCAGCGUCGACUGCACCUUCUCAUGAGCCAUCGCAGGACGUCUCGGGGAAGAACGACUGGACGUGUCGCAGAGCGUGUCGCAGAAACUGCCGCAGAGCCUGCCGCAGAGCCUGCCGUAAAAUGUGCCGCAGAUUCUGCCGCAGAGCCUGCCGUGAAACCUGCCGCAGAUUCUGCCACAGAACUCGCCGCAGAAUCUGUUGCUGAUCCUGUCACAUGACCUCGUGCCUGCGAGGCUCCGUAAGCUCCGCGACUUGUUCGACGGUACUUGUACAUCAUGUGUUCUGCCCAUUCUAGGCUCCACAUUUUAUGCCUAUCGCCUGGCUGGUCUUUUUGCACCAGUUCUACGGAUGGCGAUGGCUUUCUCCGCAUCACAUCAUUCAUAACAGAUUGCGAUGACUUUCUCCGAGUCACCAUCGUCGACAUGCGCAUGCGCUAUGCGAGCUUAGACCAAGGCGAAUGUCUUACUCAUAAGGAGGGCGCCUCGACGUGAGGUUUAGAUCACAUUAUCAUAUUUAGAUCCACGUGUUAUUGACGUUUCAUUCACGAUUGCGGCAUGUCUGUGUUGUGAUAAAGCUCAAACGCUGCAUUGAUAUAUUCCAAAUUCAUUUAUCGCUACGCAUGUCACGAGCAGUUGUGUUGUUAGCGUUUGGCAAUACGCUAGUCGUAUUGCUGUUGCCUUCCACUUUUGCGCCCGGUCGCUACGUCACUUUUGCGCCACGUCGCUAGGUCUGUGUGACAUUGCAUUGCAGACAGUAUAAUCCCAGUGUGUUUGGUUUGUGUUGAUCUGGGACCACGCGAAAAUACGAGCCUUUGUCGGCGACCCUCAGCGGAAGUGACCUCAAAAAACAAUUCUUACUGUGUAAAACUUUGUGACGUAUGCCGCUUGCGAACGAAGUUUUAUUUCUGUGAUAAAGGUGUUUAUCGGUGGAACUUACUUAUUCACAAAUCGGAGGAAGCGACGUGAGCCUCCAUAAUGCAUCAUUUUUCAGUGUCGUGAAUUAUUUCAGUGUUCAUGCGUAGAUCAUGUGUAAGUGUGUUGUUUCAUGCCGUUAAAGCGGACAUGACUCGUCUGACAUUUCCCGAUGUCUCCUGAGGACGAAGAUAACCAGGGCCGCUCGACCUGGUCAUAAAAUAUCACGUGAUUUGCCAGGACGUCGCCUCCGCUGGGGACGGCGAGGUAUGGAUUCCAGCAAUCCUUGGCCUAAUUGCGUUAAUGUGCUGUCCCCAAAAAAGAAGCAUCAAAGUGUGUUGGAUUUCUGUCAUAUCAGAGUUCGGUCCCGGUAACUGUGAAAGUAACGUGAUGGCUCAGUGUGUUCGUCAAGUAUGGUCACAUACAUGUGUAAUCGCGCGACAUCAGAACGACGUCACUGACGUCGUCGCUCAACUUCAAAGCGGCAGGUACAGAAGCCAAAGCUUGGUGUAGCUCACAUUCAUCAAAAAUCGCACUGAACGCUGCGUGGCGUCCGUCGUUUUUAUCCUCGCCGAGUUGCCUCGGGUUAGCUUUGGGCCUGGCAUGACAUGCCAGCCUGGUGUUUGUACGUGCACGCGUUUUUUUCCCUGUUGUGCCAAUGAUACGGCUGCACGAACCAGUGUGACUGUGCGAACGUCUGGCGCCAUAUCGUAAUGCGUCUCGUCGUUGGUGGUCUUGGUCACUUCUGUCUGAACGAGACGGCACAAGAUGAUGCUGAGAAGUCGGGAUCAUCUGCAUGUGAAAGCGUUUCUUUUUUAAUAACUGCUUCCGUGCUGUUUUCGUCUCCGGCCAAUAUGUAAAGGUGGGUGACGUCCUCUUCAUACUGUCCAGCGGUCAAGGUUUACGUGAAAUAAAAUGGUCAAAUGCGUGCAUCGUAUGUUCCAUGUGUGUAGUGGGCUGAAUCAUGAGGUCUGCUUGUUCUUCAUGUGUUAUUCUGGAGGUGUUAUGUUUGAAGGUGUUGCGAUGUUGUUAAUCAACCUCAUUUUCAAGUGA
Pollicipes pollicipes is the source of this 4059-nucleotide messenger RNA. Its product is annotated as phosphatidylinositol 3,4,5-trisphosphate 3-phosphatase TPTE2. Gene Ontology annotation, biological process: transmembrane transport; dephosphorylation; monoatomic ion transport. Lineage: Eukaryota; Metazoa; Arthropoda; Thecostraca; Pollicipedomorpha; Pollicipedidae. Bases 272 to 2122 code for a protein of 616 amino acids. Gene Ontology annotation, cellular component: membrane; cytosol. Gene Ontology annotation, molecular function: monoatomic ion channel activity; phosphatidylinositol-3,4,5-trisphosphate 3-phosphatase activity. The record is from RefSeq and is a predicted model, not a curated record. The transcript is spliced from 15 exons.